This is a messenger RNA of Gadus chalcogrammus (walleye pollock), 2849 nucleotides long. RefSeq lists its product as uncharacterized. The transcript is spliced from 2 exons. The record is from RefSeq and is a predicted model, not a curated record. Gene Ontology annotation, molecular function: protein dimerization activity. NCBI's taxonomy places the organism in Eukaryota, Metazoa, Chordata, Actinopteri, Gadiformes, Gadidae. The coding region runs from base 985 to 1881 and encodes 298 amino acids.
GACAGGAGGAGACAUGGCGACAGCAAACGAAAAUUCCGUUGUUUCGUUACGCAGUAAUCCUUUCUCGAGGCGUUCGGUGGAGGAAAAAAAAAGAAUAAAGGAGCUUGGACCGGAGCAGCCUGAUAUACAAAUCCAGCAGCAGGCAAGUGACAGGGGAAGGAGUUCUAGAGGCUUCUCCCGUUUGUGUUACACCAAACACAGUUUGCUAGCUGGAUGUGGAGUUAGCAAUGCUCUCUAUUGCUUUCCAUGCUUGCUUUUUCAAAGUGUUGGCAGUGGCACUGAAGCUCUGUGGACAACAACUGGGGUCAGAGACCCGAAACAUCUCUCUGAAAAAUGCAAACGGCAUGAAAGUAGCCGUAGCCACCUUGACAACAGCAUGAAGCUACAGUUUUUUGGCCCGGUUAGCAUUGCUGAACAAUUAGAUGAGGGCUACAGAGUUGGCAUUAGAAGGCACAAUGAAGAGGUGAAUGAACAAAAAAUCGUCACAUACUGUCCAGGAUAAUAGACUGUGAAAUUUUGUGGGGCCUUUGAAUUGGCUUUACGUGGCCAUGAUGAGAGUGAGAGCUCUGUCAACCCCGGGAUAUUUCGUGGGCUGGUGGAUUUUGUUGCCUCUCUGGAUGGAGCUUUGAAAGAGCACCUUGAGACUGCCACUGUUUUUAAGGGUACUUCAAAAACUGUCCAAAAUGAGCUCCUGGAUUGUAUGUUGUCUGUUGCAAGGGAGCAAAUAAUUAAAGAAGCUCAAAAGAGUGUUUUUGUAUCAAUCCAGGCAGAUGAGACAACAGAUAUUUCAACACAGACCCAACUUGUGCUUGUACUACGCUACAUUGAUGACACAGUGUGCAGGAAAGAUUUUUUGAGUUCAUUCCUCUGCAGUCAUCUACUUCUGAGUCCAUUGCUACUGCAUUAAAAGAGCGUCUUGCUGCCAUCAUUCCUGAGGAUCAGAAAAGCAAGCUAAUCUGCCAGGCAUAUGAUGGAGCCAGUGUGAUGAGGGGUGCCACUGCAGGUGUUCAGAGGAAAAUCAAAGAUGAGUACCCAAAUGCCCACUAUAUCCACUGCUAUGCACACCAUUUCAACCUGAUCAUGCAACAGGCCAUCUCUCACAUUUCCAAGGUGAGAAUUUUUUUUUCUGACCUGGGUGGAUUUGCCAGCUUUUUUUCCAGAUCACCCAAGCGUACAGCUGUUCUUGAUAUAAUGGUGGCCCAUAGACUGCCAACAUCCAGCAAUGUCAGAUGGAACUUUCACAGCCGAGCCAUCAACACUGUGUUUGAGCACAGACAGGAUCUCAUUCAGUGUUUUGAGAACAUACGCGACUCGGGUGACUUUGACCCCAAAACCAUGAGAGUUGCAGAAGAGAUCUGCAACACCAUUCUGGGACACACCAGGGAGUGCUUCUCCUUCACCGACCAUCUUGUCUGUGCAACCUUGCUGCAGGGGGACAGGUUUGAGGACCAUCAGGGGGCAUUUCCUGAAGAGACACUACAAAGCAUGCUGAAGGCCUACAAAAUGCUGAAUGGAAGCAAACUGAAGACAGAGCUCAGUCUCAUCUACAGCAAAGUAGAGUUCAGAGCCUGUUGUGGUGCAGUGGACCUGUUCCAGCUGUUCAUGGAAAACAAUCUUGAAGAUGUCUUUUCAGAAACUGUCACUCUCUUAAAGAUCCUCAUCACCACACCCAUCACCACAGCUGAAGCAGAGAGGUGCUUCUCAACCUUGAAAAGAGUGAAAACCUUCCUCAGAAACACCAUGACCCAGGAGAGGCUGAAUGCACUGGCCAUGCUCUCCAUGGAAAAGAGUCUUGUUUGUGAAAUGACAGAUUUCAAUCAGAAAGUCAUUGAACAAUUUGCUGGCUUGAAGGAGAGGAGAGCAACAUUUAUGUUCAAGUAGUUUAUUGUUGUGUUGUAAUCCCCGCCCGCCAGUGCGCCCCCCCAGAUUUUUUUAGCACCAGCCGCCACUGAUUGCAAUAAAAAUAAAUCCAUCCUUUUUUAUAGUUGACGGUGAGAAUUUAUAUCCUAGAUUAUAAUUGUUUUAUCUUUGGUUGAACAGAACAAUCAGUGUAAGAGUGUUGGCCAACAUAAUAAUCUAAAUAAACAAGAACCUGGAUUCGGGGAUACAGCCUGUAUCUGGGGGGCGAGACAGAUGAACAGCAAAACAGCCAUGGAAACAAAGACGUUUCCAUGGUUGCAACCAAGCAAGCUAGAACCAUACAGGGCUCACAACAAAACGGUCGACAAAACACAUUUUUACAGGGCUCACAACAAAAUGGUUGAGCAAACACAUUUGUACAGAGACUAUCAACAUCAGGAAUACCACGAAGACUAAGUCCACCCGAGGGUACUUUCAAUUUCAAAAGCAACACGGCCAAGUCGGCGGCUGAUUUACAGUCUUCUUUUUCUUUCAGUUCACACUAUUCCUGAAAAGCUCGCCCAACGUUUACUCGUGUCUGGCCUCUCUGUCGGUCAGUAUCCCUUUUCUCUUCUUCUGUUCCUCCGCAUUGGGUUUCUCUGUCUCUUUUUAGUCGGCUGAUCUAUGAUGAAUGUAACAAUCCCUUAGUUACUUGUGUUUAUAUCAAGCCGGUUCCGUGUUUGGGGGUCUGUGCCUUAAAGGACAAUUCCGGUAUUUUGAUCAUUGGGCCCCCUUUCUGGUUUGUUUAGGAUGAAAUAGAGUGGGUGACACCGAAAUUUGAACUAUUAGUCCUUUCUCGGGUAUUUGGCUCAUUUUGAAUCGCUCCUGCCUGCUUCACAAUGGUUGUCUGUGUGCAUACACAAACCUGUCAACCCAGCAACCCUAAACGUUCAUUUUCAAAAAUGUGCAAGUAACCGAGUGGUUAGUGGCAUUCGUGAAGUUUAAAAAAA